Molecule: messenger RNA, 1259 nt
Organism: Rubroshorea leprosula
Lineage: Eukaryota; Viridiplantae; Streptophyta; Magnoliopsida; Malvales; Dipterocarpaceae
Source: the annotation of a GenBank genome assembly
GGCUUUAAUAGUGAGAAAGAGAACAAUCCAGCUGCUAUCCCUCAGAUUUCUGUAAAGAGGAAUGCUAGCUACACUCGCCUUUCUCCAGCACUCUCCAACACUCUCUCAUGCGAGUGCAGCUAGCAUUCCUCUUUCUGUAAAUAAAUCAAAUCUUGAACAAGAAUCCAAAGAUGCAGAAUCUGAAGAGAUUGAACUCAAGGCCAAUGGCCAUCUGGUUUUUACAGAGCUUGAUUUUGAAGAUAAGAAAAAUGAUGGAUUUAAAGGUGAACAUGAGAAGUCUCAAUUAUCACUCAAAGAACAUGAUUGUAGCAAUAUGGCAUUGGAACCAUGCGCUGAUGGAAAAUAUGAUUUCCAGAGUGAUGAGGUAACAGGGAUGACUGUGAAAGGCAGUAUUGGUGGAAGGUUAAGGCAAAGGCGUUGGGAAGGUGAAGACCAUAAUGAGCAGUUGUCAGAAAAUGAAUCAGAAAAGGAGAAGCAAAUGCUUCAUGGAGAUAGUCAACAUGAUGAAAGCAAUAUUGGAACUGAGAGUAGUUCAAAGCUGAAGAAGAGACUUGCUCUGGUUACUGUAUCUAAUGCAGACGGUAUUGCUGGAAGAAGGUUAAGGCGCAGAUGGACAGAAGGCACAAACAAUGACACGAAGGUGUUGUCAGGGAUGAACAAGAAUACAUCAGAUGAUAAGGCUAUUAACAAUACCUCAUCAGGAAAGGAAGCAGGGGGGAAGUCUGAAGCACAUGAGUUCUGGAACUAACCUGGACAGUAUUGCUAGAAGAUUAAGGGCUCGAAACAGAACCAUGUGAAGAAGCUGUUUCCCAUCUGUCUUUUUAACAAUGAUGAUCAGCUUCAUAUUCAAUUUGCUAAUACAGGGUCUGAACCCAGGAUGACAACAACAUGAAGAAUCAGUUAUUUGGGUUUUCUGUGAACCUUCAAUUCAGUCUCCCUCAGUCUGCUGCAGCAAAAAACUUAGUUUGUGAGUACUUUGUACAUUGAAAUGCAACAUGGAAUGCUUUGGCUUCUUUCUGUUUUCAGUUCAUGUUGCAUUGUUCAAUUCAGCUGCAGUCAUUUAUCGGCUAUGACAUUUGAGAUUAUUGUUAUGGUUAUGUAGCAGGGAAAUCAUAACAUUUUGCUUAUCCUCAUGUCUAGAGUGGUGGCCAAGAAAAAUGUCUAGACUCUGAUUUAUGAUUUUAAAAUUGCUCUGGGUAUUAUGUGGCCGAGACCUUUAAAAUUUUGCUGUGCUAUGUUAAUCAAGCACUUUAAAUAAA